This is a messenger RNA of Arabidopsis arenosa, 943 nucleotides long. NCBI's taxonomy places the organism in Eukaryota, Viridiplantae, Streptophyta, Magnoliopsida, Brassicales, Brassicaceae. The record is from the annotation of a GenBank genome assembly.
ACCGUAGAUAUUAACCGUUUAUGAAACAGGGAUUGAUUCAAGAAAACGAUCAAGAAAAGUUUAUUCAUCGGUGACGACGACGGCUCUGAUGAACCCUCCACCUCCAAAACCGUCGCAAGUUAUUGACUUAACCGAGUUGAUGCAGAAAACGCCUAAUGUGGUUUCUACUGGUCUUCGAUUAUCUCAUGACCAGUCACAGAAUCAAGAACAGUUUUAUUCUUCUCUUCCCGGAGAUGUUACCGGAAAUAUUAAACGGCAAAGAGAUGAAUUAGAUAUAUUCAUUCAAACUCAGGGUGAGGAACUGCGGCGUACGUUAGUGGAGAACAGAGAGAGGCGCUACGUAAAGCUAUUGUGCGCCGCGGAGGAGAUAGUCGGACGGAAAGUGAGAGAAAGAGACGCGGAGUUGGAGAAAGCCACGCGUCUUCACGCUGAGCUAGAGGCGCGUGUAGCUCACCUCGCGGAAGAGGCGCGAAACUGGCAGUUAAGAGCGGCGACGCGGGAAGCCGAGGUUUCCUCGUUACAGGCUCAUCUCCAACAAGCAAUAGCGAGCCGCAGAGAUACGGCGGCGAAACAGAGCACGUUCGGAGACGACGACGGCGACGCGGAGGAAGCAGAGGACGCCGAAUCGGUGUACGUGGAUCCGGAGCGGAUCGAAUUGAUUGGACCUAGUUGUAGGAUUUGCCGGCGAAAAUCUGCGACGGUGAUGGCAUUGCCAUGUCGGCAUCUGGCUCUAUGUGAAGGAUGCGACGGCGGAACAUUGCGAGCUUGUCCGAUUUGCCUCGCCGUGACAAAUCCCGGUGUCGAAAUUUUAUAUUGAUGAUGAUGAGUAUUUAAUGCUAGGCCAGUUAUAGGCCCAUGGGUCCAUCCAGAUCUAGCAACAAACAAGACAACAGUACAGAAAAAGGACGUUUUCUAUAAGCAAAAAUAAAUUGAAAAUGAGAUU